AUGACUUGCUAUAUUCUAAAUGAUGUGUCAACCAAGUCUGCUGGAAAGACACCUUAUGAACUGUGGUCUGAUCCGGUUCAGACAACAUUGGUAAUUCUGUUUGGUUUUCUCAUGAAAUGCGAAAGAGGGCAUUCGAACACAAAAUCAGACUCCUCCCAAUUUCCAGUUGCAAUUAAUAAUAUGACUAACUACAAGGUCUGCAAAUCACCUUUCCAGAUCUACUCAGCUGGUGUAUUUACAGGAACCAGUGGCACUGAUCUGGACCACGCAGUCACGGCGGUUGAAUAUGGAGUGGAUGAUGAUGGGACUAAGUAUUGGUUGGUGAACAACUCUUGGGGCAGUAGCUGGGGUGAAGAAAGCUACAUUAGGAUGCAAAGGAAGGCCUUUGUGGCAUAG
This is a messenger RNA of Gossypium raimondii (Peruvian cotton), 396 nucleotides long. Its product is annotated as probable cysteine protease RD21C. The record is from RefSeq and is a predicted model, not a curated record. The transcript is spliced from 2 exons. Gene Ontology annotation, molecular function: cysteine-type endopeptidase activity. Bases 1 to 396 code for a protein of 131 amino acids. Lineage: Eukaryota; Viridiplantae; Streptophyta; Magnoliopsida; Malvales; Malvaceae. Gene Ontology annotation, cellular component: lysosome.